CCGCCGCCGCCGACCAGACCGUCACCGUCACCGCCGUCGCCACCUCCGCCGCACCCUUCUAUCAAAAGCUUAGAGAAAAACGGCCAUUUCAGUCAAUGGCUUCCGUUGCAGCAAAUCCCUCCUCCAUUAAACAAUCUGGGUUUCUAUCUCCAUCCUCUUUUCUCAGCUCCCAAACCAGCCCAUUUAAAGGAAGCCAAUCUUUCAUCCAAUUCAAAACCCCAGUUGAUAACAGAACUUCCCUAUCGAUUAGGACAGUGUGGUGUUCGCAAAAAUCCAGCGUGGCCCAUGUCGUCAACAAUGAUGCUCCGAAAAAGACUACUGCAAAUCCCAUUAUUGUAAUUGAUAAUUAUGAUAGCUUCACUUACAAUCUUUGCCAGUACUUGGGAGAGCUUGGGUGUAACAUGGAGGUUUACCGGAAUGAUGAGCUGACGGUGGAGGAAUUAAAGAAGAAAAAUCCAAGGGGGAUUUUGAUAUCUCCAGGGCCUGGAGAACCUCAAGAUUCAGGAAUAUCAUUGCAAACGGUAUUGGAACUGGGACCAAGUGUACCAUUAUUUGGCGUGUGUAUGGGGCUGCAGUGUAUUGGGGAGGCUUUUGGAGGGAAAAUUGUACGCUCACCUUUUGGUGUGAUGCAUGGAAAGAGUUCUCUUGUGUACUAUAAUGAGGGUGAAGAAGAGGGUUUGUUAGCCGGCUUAUCCAACCCUUUUACUGCUGGUAGAUACCACAGCCUUGUGAUUGAAAAGGUAAGUUUUCCUAGUGACAAACUUGAGAUAACUGCUUGGACGGAAGAUGGGCUCAUUAUGGCUGCUCGUCACAAAAUAUAUAAGCAUCUCCAGGGAGUGCAGUUCCACCCAGAGAGCAUCAUAACAGAUGAAGGCAAAACAAUAGUUCGUAAUUUCAUCAAGAUGAUUGAGAGAAAGGAAGCUGAAUCUGAGGACUGAAUAGUUAUAGUUUAUCUUGUCAAAGCAUCAUGUUCAGGGAAUUCAUAAAAUUCUCAAGACUAGAUAUUGCAAUUUAUUGGCUUGUUUUCUUUUUGGAAUAGAAUUUGAAAAACCUCACUGGGCUCUCCUUCCCUUAACAGUGUGUGGAUAUAGAAUUGCUGCUGUAUACUUUUCUACAGGGCUAAAACACCUUAUGUAAUAUUGUUAGGA
This is a messenger RNA of Coffea eugenioides, 1148 nucleotides long. Its product is annotated as anthranilate synthase beta subunit 2, chloroplastic-like. Lineage: Eukaryota; Viridiplantae; Streptophyta; Magnoliopsida; Gentianales; Rubiaceae. Gene Ontology annotation, cellular component: cytosol. The record is from RefSeq and is a predicted model, not a curated record. Gene Ontology annotation, biological process: L-tryptophan biosynthetic process. Bases 96 to 938 code for a protein of 280 amino acids. The transcript has 7 exons.